Boeremia exigua is the source of this 1565-nucleotide messenger RNA. Its product is annotated as major facilitator superfamily domain-containing protein. NCBI's taxonomy places the organism in Eukaryota, Fungi, Ascomycota, Dothideomycetes, Pleosporales, Didymellaceae. The coding region runs from base 1 to 1140 and encodes 379 amino acids. The transcript is spliced from 3 exons. The record is from RefSeq and is a predicted model, not a curated record. Gene Ontology annotation, molecular function: transmembrane transporter activity. Gene Ontology annotation, biological process: transmembrane transport.
AUGAACGAGUUCGAUGGCAUAAGCGAACAUGACAGCGCAAGCGAAGAGGCUCCUCCAGACGGUGGUUAUGGCUGGAUCUGCGUAGCGGCGUGUUUCACAAUCAACUGCUUCACUUGGGGCACUGUCUCGGCAUACGGCAUCUACCUUUCACAUUACUUGGCUGACGACAUCUUUCCGGAUGCAUCUACUUGGGACUAUGCGUUUAUUGGCGGCUUCAACUUUGCACAAGCCAUGCUUAUAGCACCUAUUGUUACUAUUCUCACUCGGAGAUUUGGGAUACACGUGACAAUGGUUGCUGGCUUGAUCUUCCAAAGCAGUGGCUUCAUCGCAGCCUCUUUCGCUACACAAGUAUGGCAGUUGCAUAUUUGUCAAGGCAUUCUUAUCGGCUCUGGCAUCGGCUUUUUAUACAUUCCUAGCCUUCCUAUCCUUUCACAGUGGUUCGUUCGAAGGCGCAGCUUAGCCAAUGGAAUCAGCGCUGCAGGCUCAGGCGUUGGCGGUGCUGCCUUUGCGUGGGGCACAGAGGCCAUCAUUCAGCGUUAUACUAUUGGUUGGGCUCUACGCAUCACGGGGAUCAUCGCAUUUGCCGCCAAUCUCGCCGCCAUAAUAGCAAUACGGGACCGAAACGAUGUGAUCCGACCUUCUCAGCUUGGAUUCGACGCUCAACUCCUCUGUCGAUACGAAGUGAUACUGCUGCUUAUUUGGGCUUUCAUCAGCAUGCUAGGAUAUGUUGUCCUUCUGUUCUCCUUGUCCGACUUUGCUCUGUCUAUAGGCCUCACUCGAGCCCAGGCUACGGACGUAAUUGGUUUGUUGAACGUGGGCACAGCAGUCGGACGACCAAUCAUUGGCAUACUCAGCGACAGGUGGAACCGAAUUGACACGGCAGGUGUUCUGACCUUACUGUGUGGCCUUUUAUGCUUCACGUUAUGGCUGCCGGCUACAUCUUUUGCGCUUACAGUGGUUUUUUCAACCCUCUGUGGGGCUGUCGUUGGAGUCUUUUGGAUGACUAUAGGCCCGCUCUGCGUUGAGGUUGCUGGGAUGAAGAACUUGCAAUCGUUGUUGUCUCUGUCGUGGGCGGCAAUAAUAGUUCCUACUGUUGGUACGCCUUGGUUGGAUUGCCAUCUUUUGUACUCUUUUAACUAACAGCACUGGCCAGUUUCUGAAGGCAUUGCAUUGAAACUUCGACGGUCCUCUUCCUCUAGAGAGUACCUUUACACUCAGAUUUUUGCUGGUAUUUCCUAUGUAAUCGCGAGCGGGUUUAUGUUCCAACUUCGUAGAGUGAAGAGUCGCCAGCCACAGGAUCGUUUGGCCUAGUAGCUUCGACUAUAUCUUGAGAUAUGAUACAAAUUAAUACCCGGUGUUAGAUUAUAUCGCUGUAUCAUGGAGGGAUGACCGCUGCUGCUUUCAAAGGAUGCGUGAUGCUAAACAGCUUGCUUGUGGUUUGUGUCUGUACGUUCCUGCCAGGGCCACACUGGCAGCUUUACAGGCAAAUCGGUGACCUGGACACCGUUGCCGCUACUGACAUGUGUACUCUGCUGCUGUGGUUGUAAGUGUCCCUUGUAAAUGAG